Symbiodinium pilosum is the source of this 1740-nucleotide messenger RNA. Lineage: Eukaryota; Dinophyceae; Suessiales; Symbiodiniaceae. The record is from the annotation of a GenBank genome assembly.
AUGGAUCUUGAUCUCUUCGAUGCGGAGCUGGAGCUCAUCAAGCGCCACUACCUCGGCAUGAAGGCCCAGCGGUGGAAUGCUGAUGACGACACCAUGCGCGGCGACAACAACCCGUUGUACACGAAGCGCCUGGAGCCUCAACUGUUGUUCGGCCGUGGCUAUCGGGCCGGAAUCGAUGUGCGAGAACAGCGCAAGAACAACAGUUUCUAUGAAGAGCUCAUUGCCAAGCGCGCCGAGUACUCCGGAGAGGAUGUGUCCGCCUUCGUCCAGCCCUCGAAGGAGCCUUUGUCCUUCAAGCAGCGAGACAUUGAGGACAAGGACAUCAACAAGACCCACUGGACGGAGAAGCCGGUGGCUGAGAUGACGACCCGCGACUGGCGCAUCUUCCGUGAGGACUUCCAGAUUUUCAUUCGCGGCGGCCGCGUGCCUGUGCCGAUGCGAGUAUGGUCGGAGGGUCCCUUGCCGUGGGAGCUGUUAGAAGCCGUCCAGAAGGUGGGCUAUGCCAGGCCAACACCGAUUCAGAUGCAGGCCAUUCCCAUUGCCUGCCAGUGUCGAGAUCUGAUUGCUGUGGCAGAGACUGGAAGUGGCAAGACGGCGGCCUACAUUCUGCCUAUGCUGUCUUACGUUAAGAAGCUUCCGAAGCUGGAUGACACCAGUGCCCAGGACGGACCCUAUGGCAUCGUGCUGGCACCAAGUCGAGAGCUUGUGAUCCAGAUUGAAGAGGAGGCUCGGAAGUUCGCCGCCUUCUGCGAUUGCCGCAUGGUCAGCGUGGUGGGCGGCAGAGAUGCCGAGCAGCAGGCUUUCACUCUGCGACAAGGUGUGGAGAUAUGUAUGGCCACGCCUGGUCGUCUUUGCGACUCGUUGGACAAAAGGCAUACGGUGCUCAACCAGUGUACAUAUGUGGUCAUCGAUGAGGCCGACAAGAUGGUGGACCUCGGAUUCGAGGACUACGUCCGCCGUGUGUUGCUGGCCAUCCCAGCCUCAAACAUGAAGGCGGACAAGGAGGAUGAUGCCGAAAAGCAGGAGGAGGACGCCAAAGUCGGAAAGAGGAAGUACCGAAUCACUCAGAUGUUCAGUGCGACAAUGCCGCCAGCCAUUGAGCGCAUGGCCCGCAGCUUCUUGCGGUGCCCGGCGAUCAUCAACGUCGGUGACCCAGGUCAGGCAAAGAAGGACAUCGAGCAGCAGCUGGAGUUCAUCAGCGAGGCCAAGAAGAAGAAGCGGCUGGAGGAAAUGCUGGUGGGCGCAGAGCCUCCUAUCAUCGUGUUUGUUAACCAGAAGAAGGCUGUGGAUGUGCUGUCCAAGUCUCUUGACAACAAUGGUUACCGUGUUUGCUCCAUCCAUGGUGGCAAGAGCCAGGAGCAACGAGAGUGGGCCAUGAACUCCUUCAAGGAGGGGAGGUACGACAUUUUGGUGGCUACCGAUGUUGCUGGUCGCGGCCUGGAUAUCGAGGGCGUGCAGCGCGUGAUCAACUUCGAUAUGCCGAAGACGAUCGAGGACUACACCCACCGAAUCGGACGAACGGGCCGUGCGGGUUUGAAAGGCUUGGCGAUCUCCUUCGUCACGCCGGAGGACUCCGAAAUCUUCUACGACCUCACCAACUUUCUCAAGAGCUCCAACCAAGUGGUGCCUCCGGAGUUGGCCUCACAUCCCGCCUCAAAGUUCAAGCCGGGCACGGUCAACGAGCAUGGUCAGGUCAUGGGCCGCAAGUUGGUCGACCAAGUUGUCUUCGCGAAGAAAUGA